UACCUCUAUAGAGUCAGCAGCUAAAGCUGUAUGUAAAUAUACAUCUGCACCCACAUGCAUACACUACAGACUAUCACUAAGGAAGUGUACUCGUAAGGAAAUGGGUUGAAUAUUAGCUCAGCUUUACCAAUAGCUUUCACAGUUCUGUGGGUCGUGUGCGUGUACCCCCACAUCUGCGGAAAGAUGUUAAUGUUACCUAAUGACAAGGAGUCCGUCAGAGGAGCACUCGGCGGGAGCCGAGAGACUGCAAUUCUAGGCACCCGAGUUGGAGCGUUUUCUCGUGUUCAUCUGCUGAUGGGUGAACUGUCCCACUCUACUCCACGGGAGACGAGGAGCCCGCUGCUUACGCCAGAAAGCCAUUAUUUGCUGCGUGGGGCUGUCAGCGAGAACUGCCCUUUCACUCAUGCUGGAGGGCUUAAGCCCCGGCGCAAGGUUAUACGGCAUCAAGUGCGCCAAGUGCAGCAUCGGCUUCAGCAAGAAUGACUUCGUGAUGCGCGCCCGCGCCAAGGUGUACCACAUCGAGUGUUUCCGCUGCGUGGCCUGCAGCCGCCAGCUCAUCCCCGGCGACGAAUUCGCGCUGCGGGAGGACGGCCUCUUCUGCAGGGCGGACCACGACGUGGUGGAGCGGGCCAGCCUGGGCGCGGGGGACCCGCUCAGCCCCCUGCAUCCAGCCCGGCCGCUGCAGAUGGCAGCAGAACCUAUCUCUGCCAGACAGCCAGCUCUGCGACCCCACGUCCACAAGCAGCCCGAGAAGACCACCCGAGUCCGGACUGUCCUUAAUGAAAAGCAGCUUCACACCUUGAGGACCUGCUACGCUGCCAACCCUAGACCUGACGCCCUCAUGAAGGAACAACUGGUAGAAAUGACUGGCCUCAGCCCGAGGGUCAUCAGGGUUUGGUUUCAAAACAAGCGGUGCAAGGACAAAAAAAGGAGCAUUAUGAUGAAGCAACUUCAGCAGCAGCAACCCAAUGACAAAACCAAUAUCCAGGGGAUGACAGGAACUCCGAUGGUGGCUGCUAGUCCAGAGAGACAUGACGGUGGUUUACAGGCGAACCCGGUGGAGGUGCAGAGUUACCAGCCGCCCUGGAAAGUACUGAGCGACUUCGCAUUGCAGAGUGACAUAGACCAACCUGCUUUUCAGCAACUAGUUAAUUUUUCAGAAGGAGGACCCGGUUCCAAUUCUACGGGAAGUGAAGUAGCAUCAAUGUCUUCUCAGCUUCCAGAUACACCCAACAGCAUGGUAGCCAGUCCUAUUGAGGCAUGAGGAACAUUCAUUCAGAUUUCUGUUGUUGUUGUUUCUGCCCUUACCCUCACCCCUGCUGGAGAGAGUGGGAAAGUGAUCUUGUUGGGACUCCGAAAUUUAGGGGGAGGGGAAGUAUUUAACAGCCCUGUAAUGAACCUAGCAAGGAAUCGCUCCAUGAAAUGAACGGAGUCAUGUUUGAAAAGACAAGGUAAUAUGGUAGCAACACUGUGAAGACAAUCAUGGGAUCUUACCAGAAUACUUAAAAAAAAAAAAAAGAAAAAAAGAAAAAGAAAAAAAAAGAAAAAGAAACCCAACAACAAAACGUGCUCUAUUCAAUGAUCAGAGGAGGAUUGAAAAGACGUUUUCAAAACGUAAAGGAUUUGUACUCGUGGCUCACAAAAAGAAAACAAAACAAAACAAAAAAGUGAAAAAAAUUACCUGUUCAUUUGACUGCACAUCUUCGGAAGAAACCAAGGUAGAGGGACCUUCUAUCCAGUCUCUCCCAAUCCGAACGGUGCUGUUUCUAUAUUGGUGAUUGCCUUGCCAAAAGGAGCUCCAGCAUGUUUUCCAUCAUCAGGAAAGAGACGAUGUAGCCCUGAAUUGUUGAAAGGUUCGUUGGAGGAAGGUGGAGCUGCAUUGGUUUGCAAUGUUGUUUUUAGUUGACUCUUAAUAUGGGGAUAUUUCCUGGGUCUCUUCUAGCAUGUACUGUAGCGGGGUUUUGGUUUUGUUUGGUUGAGAUCCACUCUCUUUAUCAAGUCUGAAGCGAUUUAAAACAAGUUUUUGAAUUCCUCUUAGAAAAAACAAUUUAUAAAAACAUUGCAACAAGUUAUACCUCUAUUUUGCCACAAAGCGUCUCGGGAUUGUGUUUGAAAUGUGUCAGUCCAAGAACCUUCCCCUCCCCCAAAGACAUGUAUAGUCAUUGGUUAAAACGACUGUUUUUCUCUCUUUCCCUUUCUCUCUCACUCUCUAAAAAUAAAGAGAAAAAAAAAAAAAAGAAAAAAGAAAAGGAAAAAAGAAAAGAAACCCCUUUUUGUUUGCUCUUGCAUUGCAAAAUUAUAAAGUAAUUUAUUAUUUAUUAUCGGAAGACUUGCCACUUUUCAUGUCAUUUGACUAUUUUUUGUUUGCUGAAGUAAAAAAAAAAAAAAAAAGGAAA
Molecule: messenger RNA, 2396 nt
Organism: Pezoporus flaviventris
Lineage: Eukaryota; Metazoa; Chordata; Aves; Psittaciformes; Psittacidae
Gene: ISL1
Product: ISL LIM homeobox 1
Exons: 5
Coding region: 404-1264 (286 amino acids)
Biological process (GO): axonogenesis; neuron fate specification; positive regulation of transcription by RNA polymerase II
Cellular component (GO): nucleus
Molecular function (GO): cis-regulatory region sequence-specific DNA binding; DNA-binding transcription factor activity, RNA polymerase II-specific
Source: RefSeq, a predicted model, not a curated record